AUGCCAUUUAAGUUUUCGAAAAAUCAGCCGCCUAGGCGGGCUAGGCGGCUGUUCUACACAAAUGGAGGUGAUGCCAUUUUGGUGUUAGCCUCAAACGGCAUUCAUUUUCUCUGGAAAUGGCCACAGGACCUUAAUUUUAGUGGAGUGGCAACUCCCAAGGUUCACCCUAAUUUAUGGAAACCAAGGAGUGGCUUAGAGCUGAUGAACAAUGAUUUCACAAUUGAGCCUGCAUAUUUUACAAUUGAUUUCAAGAAAGAUAAGGUUCUUUUUGAAAAUUCUGCAAGCUAA
Prunus armeniaca (apricot) is the source of this 288-nucleotide messenger RNA. NCBI's taxonomy places the organism in Eukaryota, Viridiplantae, Streptophyta, Magnoliopsida, Rosales, Rosaceae. The record is from the annotation of a GenBank genome assembly.